AUGGAAGCAGAAAGCAGUUCUCCACAACCAGCUCCUCCAACCUUUGAUGGUGAAAAUUAUCAGAUUUGGGCAGUGAAGAUGGAGAUGUAUUUGGAGGCUUUGGAUCUUUGGGAAGCCGUGGAAGAGGAUUAUGAAGUUCCUCCGCUGCCAAACAAUCCCACCAUGGCUCAGAUCAAGCUUCAUAAAGAAAGGAAUGUCAGAAAGUCUAAAGCUAAAGCUUGUCUCUUUGCUGCUGUUUCAACAACUAUCUUUACAAGGAUUAUGUCCCUCAAAACUGCCAAAGAAGUGUGGGACUAUUUGAAGGAAGAAUAUGCAGGAGAUGAAAGGAUAAGAGGCAUGAAGGUGUUGAAUUUAUUAAGGGAAUUUGAGUUGCAAAGGAUGAAAGAGUCUGAGACAAUCAAAGAGUACUCAGACAGGUUGCUGGGCAUCGCAAACAAGGUGAGGUUACUUGGUACUGAACUUUCUGAUUCUAGAAUUGUUCAAAAAAUACUUGUAACAGUGCCAGAAAGGUACGAGGCUUCCUUAACCACCUUGGAGAAUACCAAGGAUAUGUCUAAGAUUCCCUUGGCGGAAUAUUAA
This is a messenger RNA of Asparagus officinalis (garden asparagus), 579 nucleotides long. RefSeq lists its product as uncharacterized. Bases 1 to 579 code for a protein of 192 amino acids. The record is from RefSeq and is a predicted model, not a curated record. NCBI's taxonomy places the organism in Eukaryota, Viridiplantae, Streptophyta, Magnoliopsida, Asparagales, Asparagaceae. The transcript has a single exon.